GAGACGGGUUUCACCAUGUUGGCCUGGGAUGGUCUCGAUCUCCUGAUCCGCCUGCCUCGGCCUCCCAAAGUGCUGGGAUUACAGGAGUGGGCCACUGCGCUCAGCCUCAAGGCCUCCUUCUGGCAUCGUCAAACAUGCUUGUGCACCUACCUAAAGGCAUCUGGAGCUGGGCCACAGCACCCGGAUGAGUCACACCGGCCCGGCCCUCCCGGAGCUCUGGGUUCCCAGUCCGGUCCUGCAUAACCAGAUACAGUAUAACAAAGUGCAGAUAACCGGGACAAUGGGGCUGUGUGCUGUGGACCGUGGGAGCCCCGGGCCGCUGCACGGGGGCCGAGGGAGGAAGCCGCAGGGCAGGGCAGGGCCAGGCUGUGCAGGAGGCAGCGCUGUCCCAGGGUGGGGGAGUGCGGGGGCGGGACUGCAAAACCCUAGCUUGUCCACGAUCAGCUGGGGCCGCAGAGAUGUGCCCCGCGCGGGAGGCCGCGGCGCCCGGUAGCUGCAAGCUUGGAAAGCAGAGGCUGGGCGGGGGUCCGGGCAGUGGGAGCCGGGUCGGAUCAGGGAGUGGCUAGUAACUCGGCGGCCGAUUGGACACGAAGAAGAGCUCGGGGUGGGGCUGGGAGGGUGGGGGUCCGGACCCGGGGCGCGGACCCUAGACCACCUAGAACUACACCCUGGCGGCGCGAGGUCACGGUGGGAAUUCUCGGGUCGCCCGAGUGACUCGAAACUGCGGGCGCGUGAGGUGUGCAGGAACCCGGGUGGGGGUCCCCCGCCGGAAAUAGAGAGAGGCGACUGAGGGGCCGCGAGGCGGGGAGGAAACUGGAGGGUUGCGGUUCCGGGCGACUCCGCCACCGACGCGGCCUCGAAGGCGGGGCUCUCCCAGGUGGCGGGGCGGGGCGGGGCUCCCCAGGUGGCCGGGGUGGGGGCGGGGCGCCGGGGGAGACCCCGCCUCCUGUGCCCUCUCUGCAGCCCGCGCCGGGCGCACCCGGACGCUCCUCCGCUCCCGCCGCGGUCGCCGGGCCAUGGGCCUGGAACCCUCCCCGACCCCCCGCGAGCCUGCCUCGUCUGCAGCGUGACGGGUGGCCCAGCCUGGAGACGCCUGGAGGCCCUGCCCGCCGUCCCUUCCCCAACCGCUGUCUUUGUCCCGGAGACCGCCAAUGUCCUCCGUCCCACCCGGAACAGCCCGGUGCCCCGCCCGUUUGGGAAGCACUCGCGCCCAAAUCCUGCUCCCCAACUUCUGGGGCCGCCUCUCUGCCCACUCCGAUCACCUCCACGUCUCGGCACCGCCCCCUCGCAGGGUCUUAGCAAGUGACCGCACCCUUGUGCACCCACGCCCCGGGGUCUCUGCUCCCUACACUGACUCCGGCACCAAGUGACCCAUCCUCAUCUCGUCCCGCAGCUCACACCCCUUUGUCUUGCCCUAACCCUCCUCUCCCCACAACCCAAACCGGAUCACACAGUGGCGGCAGGUCUUAGCAGUAGAUAAGAAACAGCUGCUCGUCAACCCCCACCCAAGCCCCAAGGAGCUUGCGUUUUCCAGGCCACCCUGGUCCUCACCACUGCCACUUUGCUCCAAGGCAUCUGAAUUCGAGACCCUUCCCCUUCCUGUGCUGACCCUCCUCUGCAGCUGCCGCCCCUCCCUGUGUCCUUCCAAGAAGCGCCACAUGCACUGAUCUCUGUGUGUCCCCAGAUGGUCACCAUGGGCCAGUGCUACUACAACGAGACCAUUGGCUUCUUCUAUAACAACAGUGGCAAGGAGCUCAGCUCCCACUGGCGGCCCAAGGAUAUAGUCGUGGUGGCACUGGGGCUGACCGUCAGCGUGCUGGUGCUGCUGACCAACCUGCUGGUCAUUGCAGCCAUCGCGUCCAACCGCCGCUUCCACCAGCCCAUCUACUACCUGCUGGGCAACCUGGCCGCGGCUGACCUCUUCGCAGGCGUGGCGUACCUCUUCCUCAUGUUCCACACCGGCCCCCGCACAGCCCGGCUUUCCCUUGAGGGCUGGUUCCUGCGGCAGGGCUUGCUGGACACAAGCCUCACGGCGUCGGUGGCCACACUGCUGGCCAUCGCGGUGGAGCGGCACCGCAGCGUGAUGGCCGUGCAGCUGCACAGCCGCCUGCCCCGUGGCCGCGUCGUCAUGCUCAUUGUGGGCGUGUGGAUGGCUGCCCUGGGCCUGGGGCUGCUGCCUGCCCACUCCUGGCACUGCCUCUGCGCCCUGGACCGCUGCUCACGCAUGGCACCCCUGCUCAGCCGCUCCUAUUUGGCCGUCUGGGCUCUGUCCAGCCUGCUUGUCUUCCUGCUCAUGGUGGCUGUCUACACCCGCAUUUUCUUCUAUGUGCGGCGGCGAGUGCAGCGCAUGGCGGAGCAUGUCAGCUGCCACCCCCGCUACCGAGAGACCACGCUCAGCCUGGUUAAGACUGUUGUCAUCAUCCUGGGGGCGUUUGUGGUCUGCUGGACACCAGGCCAGGUGGUGCUGCUCCUGGAUGGUCUGGGCUGCCAGUCCUGCAAUGUCCUGGCUGUGGAGAAGUACUUCCUCCUGUUGGCCGAGGCCAACUCACUGGUCAAUGCUGCUGUGUACUCUUGCCGAGAUGCUGAGAUGCGCCGCACCUUCCGCCGCCUCCUCUGCUGCACGUGCCUCCGUCGGUCCCCCCAUGAGUCUGCCCACGAUGCCUCCUCUGCCCGGGGACAUGCCAGCACUCGCAUUAUGCUUCCCGAGAACGGCCACCCACUGAUGGAUUCCACCCUUUAGCUAGCUUGGACUUCAGCAGGAUGCAGCAAGUAACAAAUCCGCAGCCCUUAACGACUCGUGGCUUAACCCAACCAUCGGGAUUGACUGAACAGCAGGCCAGGGUCUGGCACAGCACAGCACCCCUGCCAGCCCUCCCCAGGCACACCACUCUGCCCAGGGCACGGGAGCUUGGGGUCAUCUCCUACCGCCUGGGGGCGUCGGAUGGGGUGUUGGAAUCUCGCUCUUCAGUCAUCUCAGGUUUAGGGGAUUUGUAACAGACGUUUUUCUGUUUUCACUGCGUAUCCCACUGGUAAACCCUGUGGACUGGUUCCUGCUGUGAUGCUGAGGGUUUUAAAGAGGGGAGAGAUGAGGGCUGUCUCGGGCCAUGCUACCCGGUGUGACUGGGUAAUGAGGACAUACUGUGGACACUCCAUCUUCCUGAGGCUGAUUCUUUAGCGGCGGAGACUGGGGGGUGCAGAGUGUGAGCUCUGGGAAAGGUUUGUGGCUCCUUGCAGCCUCCAGGGGCUGGCCUGUCCUCAUUAGAAUCGAAGCAGUCCAAGGGGAGGGCAGGAUCCAAGGAGUAAACCUUUUCACUCUGAGGUCUCCAAA
Cebus imitator (Panamanian white-faced capuchin) is the source of this 3328-nucleotide messenger RNA. It is a transcript of the gene LPAR2, whose product is annotated as lysophosphatidic acid receptor 2. Gene Ontology annotation, cellular component: membrane. Gene Ontology annotation, biological process: G protein-coupled receptor signaling pathway. Lineage: Eukaryota; Metazoa; Chordata; Mammalia; Primates; Cebidae. The record is from RefSeq and is a predicted model, not a curated record. Bases 1685 to 2740 code for a protein of 351 amino acids. The transcript has 4 exons. Gene Ontology annotation, molecular function: lysophosphatidic acid receptor activity.